Messenger RNA from Belonocnema kinseyi, 3993 nucleotides. It is a transcript of the gene Hr38, whose product is annotated as nuclear receptor subfamily 4 group A member 2. The coding region runs from base 664 to 3015 and encodes 783 amino acids. Gene Ontology annotation, molecular function: RNA polymerase II cis-regulatory region sequence-specific DNA binding; zinc ion binding; nuclear glucocorticoid receptor binding. The transcript has 8 exons. Gene Ontology annotation, cellular component: nucleus; transcription regulator complex. The record is from RefSeq and is a predicted model, not a curated record. Gene Ontology annotation, biological process: cellular response to corticotropin-releasing hormone stimulus; regulation of transcription by RNA polymerase II. NCBI's taxonomy places the organism in Eukaryota, Metazoa, Arthropoda, Insecta, Hymenoptera, Cynipidae.
CGCGUACCGAGGACUGAGAUCCUUGGGCUCCUCAACGGAGCUUUUUCCAUCGAGAGGAUUCCCUUCGUUCAGAAGGAUCCUUGCUCAACAACGGACGCAGGUCGGUUUCACUUGAUGUGAUCUCGGUGUUGUCCAAGUGUUAUUCAUAAAUUACAAGGAUUUCCUUCAUUGUUCUCCUGGACCUUGAACCAUACAAGUUUCCCUAGAAUCUUCAUUCAAAUUUAGCGUAAGAAUUGCAAUAGCGAAUUAGUAGUCUUCCCCAAUAAUCAUCCAAUACGUUAGUUAAAAUCCACUUAAAAGUCCUUUCAAUUCUCUUAAACCUCUGGAAGGAAAUUUUGGUUUGGAAUCGAGCCACCCAGUUUUGCUGAGCCACGUGACUUGAGCUUUAAGGGAUAGAUCCAUAUUCCCCAGUAGCGUUGUGACGUUGGACUCUACGUCAACAGCCCCUUUUAUUUUCCUCUUUCACUUUCGCGCCCUUUUGCUUAUGACUGAGGAAGGAUUGAGCAUUAAAAACUGGCGAUGGACCCUCGAAUCGAGAGGACCUUCCUCUGGUGAUUUUUGGUGACAUUCCUCUGGUGAUCUUUCUGUAAGUAAUCAAAAGAAGAACGUUCUAACCGAUCAAGGAUGAUCUCGAGCGGAAGGUAAACCGGUAACGGAUGUGCGAUGCGUACCAUCGAGGACACUGGAACGGAGUCUACGGUGCCCGUAGCAGCGACGCACCGGACCAUUGCCAGGAAUCACCCUGAUCAUCAAGAUAGGAACAAUAGUAACUUGCACCACGUGCAGCCCUACCAUCAUCACCCGACUGUCCUAGCAGCCGAUAGUAACAACAAUCACGAUCACCAUCAGGAUCUCGAGUCAACUGAUCACCUCGGAGGCCAGCCUCACGACCACUGGAACAAGUGGCAACUGCAUUCGCCGAGUGGCGAUAGUGACAACAGCAACGGUAGUCAACGUGCUGUUGUAGUUCCUCGAGCUGAGGUCGAACAACAACAUCGCCAAAGACAUCAAAGACAAGCUUCCGUAACCAAUACUAUUCCUGCAUUAACUUCUACCAAUCACUCUUCAGCCAUCACAACCACCACCGCCUUCACCGUAGCGUCAAGCAUGCUUCUCUUGCAAACACAGAGUCCUUUCGGAUGCAGUAGUUUCGCGGAUUUGCUAAGCGGCGCUUACACGGACUCCACGGAUGCCGGAAGUCUGCCAGAAGAGCUUGAUCCUUUUCCGGAAUUGCAGCUAGGUAACCCUCAGGACGUUAAUAACUCUGAGGAUCCACCCUCGCAAAAUCAGCAUACCGUUCAUUCUCAACCACCACCCCUCCCCGGAGACGUGCAAGCGGACUCAUUAAGUCCGACUCCGCUCCCUAGUUUUGAAGAGACAUACACAGUUCAACGAUAUCGCCAAGAGCUUCAAAGUCUGGGGAUCAAGAUGGAUGAAGACUGUUACGAUGAAGUUUACCCAUGCACGGGAACUUCAUUUACACCAGACUUUUCCCAAGCAGUAUCCUACCAAAACCACCAUAACCAACACCAACCACACCAUCCACCCCAUCCCCAACAGCCACCACCACACCAUCAUCAACAGCACCCUGUAAAUCACCAUCAUCCUCAACAGCAGCCGUCCCACCUUCAUCAACCACAACAAACACAUCAUCACCACAUGGAAUUCUUUUCCACGGAAUCAGCACCAACGCCUGCUGCAGUUCCUACACCAACGAAUCAUCCAGAAUCGCCUUAUGCAGCAGUACCUCUUGUUUAUGGACCUCCAGCCAGUGUUACCGGAAGCGGGACAUCACCAGCCACGCCAACUGAUUUUCGAACUGCUGUUGGUAGCACGGUUGUCGUUCCUGGAACCCCACGUCUACGAAGAUCAUCCUUACCACCUCAAAGGUCCGAGUCCACGAGCAGUAGCGAAUCGCCAAAACUGAGAGGUAGUGGUUCGGCAAGUUCAACGACAGGAUCACCAUCUCCUGGUGGUGAACGAGCACCACCAAGUCCGAGCCAAUUAUGUGCCGUAUGUGGCGAUACCGCAGCAUGCCAACAUUAUGGAGUUCGAACUUGCGAGGGUUGUAAAGGAUUUUUCAAAAGGACAGUGCAGAAAGGCUCCAAGUAUGUCUGUCUUGCCGAAAAAGCUUGUCCUGUUGACAAACGCCGAAGAAAUCGUUGCCAGUUUUGCCGCUUCCAGAAGUGCCUCUUAGUUGGCAUGGUCAAGGAGGUUGUGAGGACAGACUCUUUGAAAGGACGCCGAGGUCGACUCCCUUCUAAGCCAAAAUCGCCCCAGGAAUCACCACCGAGUCCCCCAGUUUCACUAAUCACGGCCCUCGUUCGUGCUCAUGUUGACACAACUCCUGAUCGCUCAAAUCGCGAUUUUUCCCAGUGUCGAGAUCCAUCCCCUGGUGAACCACCAAUGACAGAACCAGAGAAGACUCAGCAAUUUUACAACCUGUUAACUUCUUCAGUUGAUGUCAUCAGGAACUUUGCUGAAAAAAUACCUGGGUUUCUUGACCUGACACCUGAAGAUCAGAAAUUCCUCUUCCUUUCUGCGAGCCUGGAACUUUUUGUACUAAGGCUGGCGUAUCGUACAAAAGUGGAUGACACCCGGUUGACUUUUUGCAAUGGAGUAGUCCUCACACGAGAUCAAUGUGAAAAAUGUUUUGGCGACUGGCUUCAAGGAAUAAUGGACUUUUGUCAAGGUCUUCAUGCCCUCGAUGUUGAUAUUAGCGCCUUUGCCUGUCUUUGCGCUCUCACGCUCGUUACUGAAAGGCAUGGUCUUCGAGAACCACAAAAGGUGGAGCAACUUCAAAUGAAGAUAAUCUCUUCUUUACGUGAUCACGUGACCUACAACGCAGAGGCGCAAAGAAAAGCCCACUACCUGUCCCGACUUCUUGGUAAACUUCCGGAACUCCGAAGUUUGUCAGUUCAAGGUCACCAGAGGAUCUUCUAUCUGAAGUUGUUAGACCUUGCGCCAGCGCCUUCGUUCAUUGAAGAAAUGUUCAUGGCCACCUUGCCCUUUUAAAGCCAGUGUAAAUCGAGCACUCUAGGGCAUUCUUACUCGGUCAAUAAUCGAUUAAAACGAUUUCAUUGUCCGUACCUGAGUUGCUUCAGUUCGUAGACUAUUCUUGCGUAGUAAAUCUUCGGUGUUUCCGUUCCCUGUGUGUUGUCCAUCUAGUAUUUGAUUUUCGUUCUACGGACAAGUCACCGUGAAGAAUGUGAAAGAGAUAUAAUAUAAAUAUAUGUAUAGAAAGAAGGAAGAAAGACCAAGAAUGUGUGUCUGUCAAGAUGAAUGAAUCAGUAUUUGUCUAUUGAAGUAUGAAUGAAAAAGGCGAGAAUGUAUAUGAGUAAGUGCUCUUUGAGAGAUGUUCGGGCGUCGCGAAAUACUCGCUAAAGCUAUCUGAGAUUAUCAACUUUGAUCGAUCUACUUUGUUUAUAAAAAAUAGGGUGGUAUAUAUAAUAUAUACUAUGAAAGUGCUUAUGUUUAUAUAGAUUAUAUAUCGCACGGUAUUUAAAAGAAUCCGUGUUAGUUAGGGAUGUGCCCGGAUAUCCGGAAGGCUGUUUUUAUAUAAUGACGACUAGUAAUUUUUUUUACGCAUCCUGGAAAGUUACCAGAAUAUUCUUACGACUUUGUUACAUUUUUAUUAAGGAUCGUAGAUCGUAAAUUGCUUUUGUCAAUUUCAAGUCCCCUUAUUUGUAAUUUUUCACCGAGUUUCUACUAAUUUAAGAAGUGUCGGGUACCGGAUAUUCACCCAUCCCUAGCAGUAAAUCCUUGUUUCCGGUUCGAUGGAACGUUCGUCUUCACCGACGAUGAUUUUGUGCUUUACAGAGGACCUGAAUUGAGAAUUGAAGGAGUAAUCCUAAAUUCCUGAAUCAGGCUGCCCACAUUAACUUCGAUUAAGAAUUUCAUAAGCCACAAGAAAAACGAAACAAUACUCUAACUGAAAUUAUGCUACAAUUGUCGACUCAAUGGUCUCGAGGCGAAACUCUGGCGAAAAAAAAA